UUUAAACCAGUGUCUUUUGGAAUUCAUCAUGAUGUGUAAUAAAAAAUCCAUUUUUGGAUUUGAAGUAGCUUUCAGCACUUAUUCCUCAAAGCAAGCAUGCCAGCAGUACUUUGAAACUUAGAUUCUGUCAGAACUGAAGCUCUACAAGAUACAUUUUAAGUGGAAAAGGCUUGUGGAUGUGUUGGGUGAGGGUGGCAUUCAGAUCUUUAUAUUAAAUCCUUCCAAACUUUAGUUAGGAGCAACAUUCUGGACUUCUUUUCAGAGUGAUGUUGCUCUCAGACAUCCUGCAUAAAUGAAUGAUUAUGAAGCUUUUAGACUUUGAGGAGGGAAUGAGUAAUCAACACCUGGCUGGUUGGAUUUGCUGCUCAUAUCAGGAGUCUUCUGUAUGUUCUGCUGCUGCAGCCAUCCUUUUGUUUGCUUCAGACAUUGGCUGUUCCAUCUCUUGCUCUAGAGCUUUUGCCAACUCUUGCAAAAGAAUAUAUGAUCUCUCCCGUUUUUUUUUUCUCUGCAAGAUUUAAUUUGGUGUAAAAAUGAAGAGAAUAAGCAGCCCCUUGCACCUCCUGGUAAAGCGUUUCCUCACUUUGUGUAAAGACAGGAGCAGCCUGUGUAGUAAAAGUGGAAACACAAAUGGAACAGCCGUGUGCUCUUUUUAGGACACAUCAAGUCAAUGUGUGUAUUGUGACCCGAACUCAAACAAAGAAAACAGGAAUGUGAAAUAUGGGUGGCUUACAUGUGUACUUUAGUAAUUACUUUGUUUCUUUACUGCUUGUCUUCCAAGUAAGUUUGUCAUCCUAGUGAAAAUCAAGAGGAAGAAAUCUUUGUUACCAUCUUGGUGCGUUGCUUUCUGUAAAGUUCUCUUGCUUUGUUCAUACAGGCUGUUACAUCACACAAGCAGGUUGUACUUUUGUGAUGUCAGUUUAUGCUGCAUGGAUACUGUAACAUGCUAGUGAUAUAUAGGGCUGUCUAUCCUUAGUGACAUCUAUCCUGAUGACAGGGGGAGUGUCAAGGGAAGGGAGGAAUUAGGGCUGGUAUUAGGCCCCUGUCCUUAUAAUGGUACCAACCUUUGUUAAGAGGAAAGCCUCAGGCUUUCCCAGUCAGUAACAACUGCAUGCCUGGGUCUUCCUCGCCUCUGCAGACCUUUAGCUUGCAGCUCAGGCUAGCUGAAACUAAUGAGAUAUUUUCACUACCUCAAUGCCAGAAUGACUUCACUCUGAAGCAGCUUAAGUCUGAUUUAGAAUUAUUGACUGGGAUCCCCUUUCAUUUCCAGCGGCUUCACUACCUGGAUGAAAUGGAUCUGCCAGACGAUUCUACGCUUAUGGACAAUGAUGUUGUCCCUGGUGGAACGAUUACAAUGCGCAUCUGGAGACAAGAUGGCUGGGGGCAUCUCGUGGCAGCUGCUGCGAAAGGACACACAAUGAAGCUGGCCCAGCUGGGAGUUACAGAAGAGUAUGCUGGCACUUCUCCAUAUGCAAAGAUUCUGGGACCAGAGCAGAAAAAGGAGUGGGUAGCGCACCGUGCUUUUGUGGCUCUGUUUGUUGCCAGCCACAGAGGUCACGUUAAUACUGUGAAGUUUCUCCUGAGUCAUGGUGGAGAAUGCAUUUGGCCCAUCAGUUCUGAUGUAGACUUGAAAACAAUCAAAACUGCUCUUGCUAAUUGUAACAAGUUUGAUAUUAAAGUGGGUAAACUCAGAAUGGAAAACAGGAAUGAGAAUUUUUUACUUCCUUGCUUUUGAGCCUCAGUUAUUUCUUGCUAUUUUCUUGUUAUCUAAAGAUGUUUGGUUUUUAUUGGUCUUGUGCAGUGCUUUACAGUCAAGCAGUACAAGCAGAGUUGCAAGUUCUGCUUCCAUGGCUCUGACAUUUGGGCUCUUUGUCUUUCCUGAAAAAUACACGUUUGAACAAGGGACAGCCUUUUGGGUUCACUCAGAUCACUUAUCUUGAAGAAAGGAACAUGUAGCUGUUAACUGCUUUCUAUAAUUGAAAUGGAGCACAGAGGAAGAAAUCCCACCUUGUCCAGCAGUGGUCCUUCCAGCCCAGGUUCAGCCUGGCCCUCUUAAAUCUUGUUGAAAGAUGAUGCUGGUUUCUUCCAGUGAGAACUCCCAGUGCAGGAGUAAUGGCAGUGCUCAAUUGCAAUGUGACUUUCUGUGAGCUCUGGCCCACGGGUGCCACUGCCCCUUUCUGUGAGUCCUGUCACACUCGCGCUCCGUGUGUU
This is a messenger RNA of Phasianus colchicus (ring-necked pheasant), 2208 nucleotides long. It is a transcript of the gene ANKRD60, whose product is annotated as ankyrin repeat domain 60. NCBI's taxonomy places the organism in Eukaryota, Metazoa, Chordata, Aves, Galliformes, Phasianidae. The record is from RefSeq and is a predicted model, not a curated record. Gene Ontology annotation, molecular function: protein binding.